UCGGAAAAUGAAACAGAUGAUGACGUGACACCAACAGUGCAGUUGGACAAAAUAAAGAGUGAUCUGAAAGGCGGAAGCGCUCGGGACCAGGCUAUCAAAUGGGUUGAUGCGGUUUUGGAUAAAAGUGUCCCGGGGUUGGAAAUAGAAUAUGAAAAGCUAAAGAAAGAAACGAAACCAGGCGAUACAAAAGCAUUUAACGAUAAUCCGGACCGCAAUCUCGAUCAGGUAGUCAUUGAAAAACGCAUCCGAAACGAUUUUUCAUUCUACUCACUUUUUUGUGCAUCAUUUUGUAGUAUUUGA
This is a messenger RNA of Gongylonema pulchrum, 300 nucleotides long. The record is from the annotation of a GenBank genome assembly. NCBI's taxonomy places the organism in Eukaryota, Metazoa, Nematoda, Chromadorea, Rhabditida, Gongylonematidae.